CAUUGGUGUACGUCAAGAAACUGAUAUCGGUUCACAUGGGGAAAGAAUGAAAGUUAUAAUCUUGGAAGUUGUUUCAGGCGGGUAUAAAUUAUAUAAAUAUGCUUUCUAUUGGGUUGUUUUGUUUUUGGUUUGAUUUUUUAAGUUGAUGUUUUUUGGUUGCUUCCAUUAAAUUAAGGAAAAAGAAGGUACGGUGUAACGUUAUUGGAAGAUCGUGUGAGGUAUUUGAUUUGUCUAUGUUAAGGAAAUAUCAAAGACCACGAGUGGUGGUGCUAGAGGCUUUCAAAAUUAAAGUCCUUGGAGGUUAUUUGAAGUAGUGUUUAUUAUUCAUUGAAGAUUUGUAUAAUAUUGUUAAUGUUAAUCAGUUAGAGUUAAAAUCUGUGAUUCUUAGUUUAUGUAGUCAAAAAUUAAUUAAAAUUUUCCUUGUCAGAUUACAUGGGCCUACAAAAUGUGAUUAAUAUAUCUACAAUUCUUAUAAACCCUGAUAUGUACAAAAAUGUGGAGUUUCUUAGCAGAUUUAAUGUUGCAUGCUAUGAGUUUUCAACAUUUAUUCCCAUUGUAUCUGGUUAUUUAAUAGCCAGUGUUGGUGAUGAUUUCGUUGACUGGAGAGUUGUUCGAUCUAUUGAUCAACUAAAGAAAAACUGUGAGGAUGGAAUCUUCUAUGUUAUGGGAACAGUUACAGAGGUUGUUGAUGAUCCAAAUUGGUGGUAUUAUUCAUGUGUUUGUGGAAAUGUUGUUGUUGCUGACGAUAAUACUUAUCAUUGUGAUAUUUGUGACUCAUGUGUGGAACAUGUGGUUUUAAAGUAUAGAAUAAUUGUCAUUGUUGAUGAUGGAACAUCAUCUGCAGUAUUCGCACUUGUUGAUAAUGCUGCAACAAAAUUGUUUGGGAAAACUUGUGUCGAAGCUUUCUGCUUUCUUGCAUAUAGAGAAAGAAUUACCCUCAGAUUCUAAUGUUGUCUCAAUGGUUAAUCAAUCUAGCAGUGUCCCCCUAUUUCAUCGAAUUAUUGGAGAUAAGAUAGUGUUCAAAGUUCAGAUGUGCAAUAUUUUUAGACAACAUUAUUCUUAUCAAUUCAAAGUUGUUAAUCUGUUUGGUGAUAUAGCUGGACCAUCUUUGCCUGUUCAGUGUCUUUUCCUGUUCAAAGAAUUUAUCCAUGGCCCAAUCUUCAACCCAAUA
Messenger RNA from Arachis ipaensis, 1171 nucleotides. The record is from RefSeq and is a predicted model, not a curated record. NCBI's taxonomy places the organism in Eukaryota, Viridiplantae, Streptophyta, Magnoliopsida, Fabales, Fabaceae.